Thunnus maccoyii (southern bluefin tuna) is the source of this 1823-nucleotide messenger RNA. RefSeq names its product N-acyl-aromatic-L-amino acid amidohydrolase (carboxylate-forming) B-like. Lineage: Eukaryota; Metazoa; Chordata; Actinopteri; Scombriformes; Scombridae. The coding region runs from base 175 to 1104 and encodes 309 amino acids. The record is from RefSeq and is a predicted model, not a curated record. The transcript has 8 exons. Gene Ontology annotation, molecular function: aminoacylase activity; hydrolase activity, acting on ester bonds.
CGACAGACGAGGCUUCAGUGGAUGGAUGAUGGCCAUGUACCUACAGGUCAGAGGUCACAACAUCGCCUUGAACUGUUAUUAAUACUGCACUACUGUCCUGAUAAGGCUUCCCUCUAAGUUCAAAGGUUACUGAAGUUCAGAGAGUGCCGAACAGGGCUGAGCUUUGGCAGAAAGAUGGAGCACGUUUAUCUCCCACCAUUAUCCCGUGUUGCCGUUUGUGGUGGCACCCAUGGAAAUGAGAUGUCGGGGGUGUACAUAGUGAGAGAAAUGCAGAAACAGAAGGUGGAUAAGGCUGGAUCUGUUUCUGUAACUGCCGUCCUAUCAAACCCAUUGGCUGUCGAUGCUUGCAGAAGAUACAUAGAAACAGAUCUCAACCGUUGUUUCACAAAUGCCUUGCUGAGUGCCCCAAUAACAGACUCCACACCCCUUGAGUUGAAGCGAGCCCAGGAGCUGAACACUCUGCUCGGGCCCAAAGGAAGCCAAGAGGCCGUGGAUCUGGUCUGUGACAUUCACAACACCACUGCCAACAUGGGCCUAUGCCUCAUCUUUUACUCCGUAGACUGGAUCACCCUGCACAUUUUUAAAUAUAUGCAGAGCAAGAUGACGUCUGCACCCGUGAGAGCAAUCCAGCUGGAUAUACCAAUUUCUGAAGCUUACUCCCUAGAAUCAGUGGGCAAACAUGGCUUUGCGAUCGAAGUUGGCCCUCAACCCACUGGAGUGCUCAGAGCUGAUAUCUAUAACAUUGUGAAGGAAGCGGUAGACCUCACAAUAGAGUGGCUUCAAAAAUUCAAUUCUGGAACUACUUUUGAAGGAGGUGAGGUUGAAGCAUACAGUUUGGUGAAGAGCGUAGACUACCCGAGGGAUCCUACGACCAAUGAGAUUACUGCUGCCAUACAUCCCGAGCUACAGGAUAAUGACUUCAAGCUUCUCCAGCCGGGCGACCCCUUAUUCCAGUCAUUUUAUGGGGAGACGGUGAAGCACGAGGGUGAAGAACUCUACCCUUUCUUUGUGAAUGAAUGUGCCUACUACGAGAAGAAGAUUGCUUUCCAUUUAGCUCAGAAGAAAACACUGACCGUCCCGUCUGUCAAUGUGAAGAAGAACUGAGAGUAAAGAGACAGAAUUAGACCAAGAUGUACUGGAGAGAUUUUAAAUCAUAACCACAGAAAUAAUGUGUACACUCCAUGUAUAAUCACAUUUUAAAUGAUCUCACAUAAUUCUCAGGAGCAAAUACACUAAACUAUGCAAUGAUGAUCAAAUUUUCUGCAGGUGCUGGAUACAAUAACAUGAUUAUCUCACACCUCAUUAUCUAUCACCUCACUAUAUGUCCGCCACUACCUCUGUGAGGCUUAAAAGAGAGCUCACUGUGCCAAAGUGGUUGUUGAUGUUGUACUUGACUGAAUGAUAUUGCACAGGUGCUGGAGUUAUAAUCCUCCACCUCCUGAAUCUAUAUUAACUAGAAUCAAUUACUCUAAGGAUAUUGAUCUUUUUGCACUAAUAAUAAUGCAAAAACUGUGUUUGAAUAAAUGGAAACAUGGUUCAAUUUGAGCAGAGUGUUUUGACCUGGUUUGGAUCUUUUUUAAGGUCAAAGGAUUGCUCAGUUGCCAAAUGAUUUGUGGUUGUUAGUCGAAGAAAAGAGAUGAGGUACUUUUAUGCAGAGCAGAGAGAGAGAAAGUAUCAAAGGACUUUAUUUAGUCUGUUAUAGUAACGGUUUAAAAUUUACAACAGAAUUGCUUCAUAUUGUCUUCACCCGGGUGGAGAUCAAUAAAAUAGACUGAUUACACCUGGUACUCUGUGCAGAAGAUACACUGUAAACAUUAAACUAU